Messenger RNA from Penicillium lagena, 2550 nucleotides. Its product is annotated as mRNA splicing protein SYF1. Bases 1 to 2550 code for a protein of 849 amino acids. Gene Ontology annotation, cellular component: U2-type catalytic step 2 spliceosome; post-mRNA release spliceosomal complex; Prp19 complex. NCBI's taxonomy places the organism in Eukaryota, Fungi, Ascomycota, Eurotiomycetes, Eurotiales, Aspergillaceae. Gene Ontology annotation, biological process: mRNA splicing, via spliceosome; generation of catalytic spliceosome for first transesterification step. Gene Ontology annotation, molecular function: protein binding. The record is from RefSeq and is a predicted model, not a curated record. The transcript has 5 exons.
AUGCCAGGGACAAUCUUGCCCCCGAGAUCGCACCGGCAGCACGCCAAGAUGGAAACAUCUGCGUCUCGCCCGGACCUGUACCUGAUCACUGAUCAGGAUACGGUAUACGAACAAGAUUUGCUUCGCAACGCGGGUAGUGUCAAGCCAUGGCUGGCCUACAUCGAAUUCAAGCAGCAGCAUGGCACGCUGUACGAGCAAGCAUUCAUUAUGGAACGUGCCUGCAAACAACUACCACGGUCGUAUAAGUUGUGGAAGAUGUACCUCGAGUUCCGGACGAAGCAUCUGAAGGGCCGAAACCCCACUGUCUACCGGGCCGAGUUCCUGAAAGUCAACGCCCUAUUCGAACGGGCCCUCAUCCUCCUCAACAAGAUGCCUCGCAUCUGGGAGAUGUACCUCUCCUUCCUGAUGUUGCAACCUCUCGUGACCCAAACUCGGCGGACUUUCGAUCGCGCCCUCCGCGCACUGCCUGUCACUCAACACAACCGUAUCUGGCGUCUCUACAAGGGCUUCGCUCGGUCUGCAUCCGGACAAACCGCCGUGAAGAUCUGGGCUCGGUACAUGCAAAUUCAUCCCGAGAACGCGGAAGAGUAUAUCGGGCUACUUAUUGAGAUGGGCCAGUACACGGAAGCUGUGAAGAGAUUUAUGGAGGUCCUCGACAACCAGCGCUUCCAGUCCAAGGAGGGCAAAAGUCAAUUCCAGCUCUGGACCGAGAUGGUUGAUUUGCUCGUGUCCAAGGCCAAGCAGAUCGAGACCGGCCCUCAGGUUGGGAUUGAUGUUGAUGCGAUCCUUCGGAGCGGCAUUGACAGGUUUGCCGACCAGCGAGGAAAACUCUGGGCUGGAUUGGCCACUUAUUGGAUCACAAAGGGGAAUUUCGAAAAGGCGCGCGAUGUCUUUGAGGAGGGAAUCACUACUGUCAUGACAGUUCGUGACUUUACGCUCAUCUUCGACUCAUACGUUGAAUUUGAGGAAUCCGUCAUUGGCAGCUUAAUGGAAGCCGCCGCGCUGCGUUCGGAGAAGGGGAAGAUCGAUGAAGAAGCCGAUUUUGACCUCGAUCUUCGAAUGUUACGCUUUGAGCAAUUGAUGGAUCGGAGACCAUUUUUGGUGAAUGACGUUCUCCUACGACAGAACUCCCACAACGUCAUCGAAUGGGGCAAGAGAGUCGCGCUCUGGGGUGAUAACAAGCAAGAGGCCGUCCAAACAUACACAGCUGCCAUCGCGGCAAUCAACCCCAAGAAGGCACAUGGCAAGUUCUCAGAAUUGUGGGUGAAUUACGCCAAAUUGUACGAGAAUGGGGGAGACUUGGCCACUGCCCGGGUGAUCUUCGACAAAGCCGUCAAAGUUCCGUUCAAAUCGGUGGCCGAGCUCGCCGACACAUGGUGCGAAUGGGCCGAGAUGGAGCUGCGCGCUGAAAACUUCGACAAAGCAGUCAGCAUUAUGGCCAAGGCAACCCAAGCGCCGAAGAAGUCCACUGUGGAUUACUUCGAUGAGACACUCUCCCCACAGCAGCGAAUUCACAAGAGCUGGAAGCUGUGGAGUUUCUAUGUUGAUCUUGUGGAGAGCGUGUCGUCUCUGGAGGAGACUAGGAAGGUCUACGAGCGGAUCUUUGAGCUCCGUAUUGCGACCCCCCAGACAGUUGUCAACUAUUCCAACCUGCUGGAAGAGAAUCAGUACUUUGAGGACUCAUUCAAGGUAUAUGAGCGGGGACUGGACCUCUUCAACUACCCAGUUGCCUUUGAGCUGUGGAAUCUUUACUUGACCAAGGCGGUCGACCGCAAGAUCGGCAUUGAGCGACUCCGAGACUUGUUUGAGCAAGCUUUGGACGGGUGCCCGCCAAAGUUCGCCAAGCCGCUCUAUCUGAUGUACGGCAACCUGGAAGAAGAACGUGGACUCGCACGGCACGCGAUGCGCAUCUACGAACGUGCGACCCGGUCAGUAUCCGACGAGGACCGGUUCGAGAUGUUUGAAUUCUACAUCACUAAGUCUGCGUCGAAUUUCGGUCUCACCUCCGCGCGGCCAAUCUACGAGCGCGCGGUUGCCGCCUUGCCAGACCAAGAAGCGAAGGAGAUGUGCCUCAAAUUCGCUGAGAUGGAACGGCGGCUCGGUGAGAUCGACCGUGCACGUGCCAUCUACGGCCACGCCUCGCAGUUCUGCGACCCGCGGACGAAUGCCCCCUUCUGGCAGAAAUGGGAGGCGUUCGAAGUACAGCAUGGAAAUGAGGAUACCUUCAAGGAAAUGCUCCGCAUCAAGAGAAGUGUCCAGGCUCAGUACAAUACCGAUGUCAACUUUAUUGCAUCCCAGGCCAUCGCGAGAAGCCAGCAACGGCCCCAGGAGGGCGAAGAUGGUGCACCCGCCGAGGGACAAGAUGAGGACAAAGACCGUGCGGAUGCCAUGGCGGCGCUGGAGCGGCAAGCUAGGGCCCCGGUUGGUUUCGUCGCCGCCAGCUCUGGUCCCGAGGGCGGUGACCGCCCCAAACCUGCCGGUGAAGCUGCUCCAGCUGCUCCAGCCAACCCGGAUGCCAUCGACCUCGACGACGAAAUGGAUGCCGAGUAG